AUGAGGGCAACAGUGACAGACUCGGAAAGAGAGGGACUGCGGUCAACGGUCAACCCAGUCGAGGGGCUGAAGCGAGACAAGGGUGUGUCGUUCUGCGACAGAUCUGAGACAGCUUCUGCCCCUGCUCAACCCCUGGCACAGCCCCCGCGUCCCCGGUGGACUUGCAGUAGCCUGGACCCAAAUGCAGCGAGUCACGACCACGAGUCAGCGGCGAUGGGUGGGAUUCCGACACGCUGUACAAGAUAG
This is a messenger RNA of Colletotrichum abscissum, 246 nucleotides long. RefSeq lists its product as uncharacterized. The transcript has a single exon. The coding region runs from base 1 to 246 and encodes 81 amino acids. The record is from RefSeq and is a predicted model, not a curated record. NCBI's taxonomy places the organism in Eukaryota, Fungi, Ascomycota, Sordariomycetes, Glomerellales, Glomerellaceae.